AUGUCUUCUUCUUCUAGCAACAAUGAGAAAUUGUCUUUCAAAUCCAAAAAGUACUCCUCUGAUUUACAUCUCACAUCAUCUUUCAGCCAUGGGAAAUCAAACACCCCAAGUCCCAACUCGGAUUUCCAUGCAUCUGAACAACAAUCCUCCUUCUCCCUGGAGGGGCGACAAAUCCCUCCUGCGGCUCCCCACCCUGCUGCUCCCAAAAGCAAAUUGAAGACUGCUUCAACGGCAAGAGACAUUGAUUUGGAUUUUGAACUGCUUGGACUGGAAGCUCAUCGGCGUAGACAACAGCUGAUGAUGGAUGACAUGUCUGGUCUUUCCUCUCCUAACUAGAAAAAUUCCAUGCCUAAUAGUCCAUCUUUUGGUGUUUCUAUGAGUGAUCACAUUGGGGAGUUAAACAGGCUUUUAGGGGUGAAGCCAUCAAACCUUGAUGAUAGCUUUGGAUCUCUUGAACAAUCAAUUUUGUCUAAAUUCCAUGGAAUCUCACUUGAUGUUGCAGGACCUCAGUUACAAUCUCCAACUGGAAUUCAAAUGCGUUCAAAUAUGAACCAGCAGCUGGGGGGCUAUUCCUCGGGCCUUUCCACCUCAAACAUGGUUGGAUCAAGAUCCUUCAGGGUUGAUUCAUCUGCUGAAGGAGCCUCGAUGGCUUUGAAUCCAAGAGCUGCUGCCUUUGUUAAGCGUAGCCAUAGCUUUAUCGAGCGAAGCAUGGUGGACCAUCAUUCUGAGGUUCCUUCUCCAAAGGUCUCUACUUUCACUAACUGGGGCUCACCUGAUGGAAAACUUGAUUGGACCAUAAAUGGAGAUGAGCUAAAUAAGCAAUGA
This is a messenger RNA of Vigna umbellata (rice bean), 825 nucleotides long. RefSeq names its product zinc finger CCCH domain-containing protein 66-like. The record is from RefSeq and is a predicted model, not a curated record. NCBI's taxonomy places the organism in Eukaryota, Viridiplantae, Streptophyta, Magnoliopsida, Fabales, Fabaceae.